Molecule: messenger RNA, 1835 nt
Organism: Macrobrachium nipponense
Lineage: Eukaryota; Metazoa; Arthropoda; Malacostraca; Decapoda; Palaemonidae
Product: protein C12orf4 homolog
Exons: 11
Coding region: 34-1629 (531 amino acids)
Cellular component (GO): cytoplasm
Source: RefSeq, a predicted model, not a curated record
UAUUUUUCUCUCUCUCACUCCACAGUAUACAAGAUGGUUGCUGCAAUGAGAGUAGAAGACUGCAUAUGUGAAGUAACGCUUGGAAGUGAACCAAGGACAAUAAUAGUGCGCGUUCCAAUUGCGAUACCUUCCAACAUUUGUCAUGUAGAACUUGCUCAUCGACUAGUACAGCAUCAUAAUAUUCCCAUAAAUUUACAUUCAGAAUUGAGUGAUAAGCUUCAGGCAUUUAUCCAGGACAAAACAGAAGAGCAUUACAAACAGCAAGAUAAAAAUGCCAUUCAGGGUCUCAGGGAGGAAAAAGUUAGCAUUAAAGAGAUUGCAUCUGCUUGGACAAGGAAAUAUUCCCAGGUGAGUAAACAGCAGGAAGAUGAAGGAUGUGAGAAUGAAAUGUUUGCAACCAUGUACCACAGUUUAGUACAUUCACCAACAGCUGUGAAUUUACUUGGCAUUGAACACUCUUAUGCAGGUGCAAUGAGCUCUCUCGUCGCUCAGAGAGAAGUUGCUGUUGAGGAAAUGAUGGACAGACAAAAGGAAGAAGUAAACAAAGCAUUAGAUGCUGUGGGUGUUCAUUUAACUGAUGCAGAUGUGACUAAUCUUUCUCAAAGACAUACAAGAGAUUCUCAGCUGAUGGAGGAGCAGUGGUCGUCAACUAUAUCAGUUUUGAAAGAAGAACAGAAGAAAGAAUUUAAAAAUUUUGUCAUGGAAUCUUUUGCUGGAAAAGAAGUGACAACGCCUGUAACUCCAAAAGAUUUUAUUGUUACUGGUUCUGAUGCUAUCAUAGUAGAAGCUAAUGAUCCCAUUUUGGAGGAGAGUUUUACAAUUCACCUUGGUGCGCAAAUGAAACAAAUGCAUAAUUUACGACUUUUGUCUGCAGAUGCUUUACAGCUGUGUAAAUAUUCAUCGCAUGAAGUUAGUGACAUUCCACCACAGAGAAUCCAGACAUCAAUGAGUCUUUAUUCCCAUAAUUUAAAUGGACUGGUUUUACUGGUAGACUAUCGGGUCAGCACCUAUUCUGGAAUAAAACAAGAAUUUGGUCGUGUGUGUCGCAGAUCAACUGAGCUGCAUUUUCCUGAUUUAGAGGAGCAACUUGAAUCCAUAAGGAAUCUUGUUCCGCACGUUGUUAAAUGGCGAACAGAGCAUCCUCCUCCCAAAUAUGAUAGUGAUGAAGGUUCCCAAGCCCCACCUCCAGUACCUGAUCAUCUGAAAGCAGGAGAUUUCUACAUUACAAGGCAUUCCAACCUUGCAGAUGUCCAUGUUGUAUUUCACAUGAUUGUAGAUGAUACUCUUCGUUCAGGUGAUAUCAACUCACGACACCCUGUGAUUCUAGGUCUUCGAAAUGUAUUAAAGAUAGCUUGCUUGGGUGAUAUCACUACACUGACAAUUCCUUUGUUAUUAACAAAUUCCAUGUCCGAGGAAAUGACAAUGUCCUGGUGCCAAAAGAGGGCAGAGUUGGUAUACAAGUGCAUUAAAGGAUUUAUGAUGGAAACAACAUCUUGGGGUGGAGCAGAGAUGAAGAACAUGCAGUUCUUAGUACCCAAGGGGAUUUCUGAAGACCUAUUUCAACACCUUGCAGCAAUGUUACCAAACAUCUUCAGAGUUUCUAAUCCUUUGGUGGUAAAGUCGUCAUGAAUGUUUGGAAUACCUAACUUUUUGUUUACUGGAAACUUAUGUCCUUUCAUGACAUAUUUAAUAAAAAACAUUUCUACAUAAAAAAUAAAAUGUUUACAAGGCAAAUGUAUUAUUUAAAUGUUCAGUUAUCAUUAUGUUCCACAGAAUUAUUGCCCUGUGGAUCAAAAUGAUUUAGUUUUCCUUAAAAAUUAAAUAUUUUCAGUGAU